Molecule: messenger RNA, 1257 nt
Organism: Chlamydomonas reinhardtii
Lineage: Eukaryota; Viridiplantae; Chlorophyta; Chlorophyceae; Chlamydomonadales; Chlamydomonadaceae
Exons: 8
Coding region: 130-765 (211 amino acids)
Source: RefSeq, a predicted model, not a curated record
GGCAUUUGGCGGCGAGCUGGGCUAGUUUGUGCUGCAAGCCGUGCAAGGACCGGCUUACUUUGUCGGGCAACUAUGACAACACAACCAGCAACAAAUGUAAAGCCCACCUUGCGCGGUGUAGUCUUCGACAUGGAUGGAACGUUACUUAAGCCCGUAAUUGACUUUGCGGAGAUGCGGCGGCGCGUGGGCUUGACUCCUGAGAUGGGUGAUAUCCUUGACACAAUCAACCAGUGGCCGGAGGAGCGGCGGGCGCAGGCGUACGCAACCAUCGCAGAGAUUGAGGAGCAGGCCCUCAAGGACAUGUCAGUAAUGCCGGGGGCGCAUGAACUGUGCGCCUUCCUGGACCGCAGCGGGUUGCCCAGGGGCCUCAUCACACGCAACGUGCGGCACAGUGUGCACUACUUCCACGAGUUCCUGGGGUUGCAGCCCUUCCAGCCCGCCAUCACCCGGGAGUGCGAGUUCCCGUACAAGCCCAGCCCGGCGGCCCUGCAGCACAUCGCGCAGUCGUGGGGCGUGCUGCCAGGCGAGGUGAUGAUGGUGGGCGACUCGAUCAAGGACGACAUUGUGAGCGGCAACCGUGCGGGCUCCCUGACGGUGUAUCUGGACAACGGCGGAGCGGGCGGCCCUCCCGCGCACACACCGGACAGCUUCAGCGGCGAGCAGCGGCCCACACACGUGGUGUCGAGUCUGGCGGACCUUCAGGCGCUCAUAGAGCGGGACUACGCACUGGUGGCGCCGCCGGGCAUGGAGGUGACCGCGGCAUAGUGCCGCCGGCAUCGUGGGUUGUGGUACCGGUGUUAAAGUGCACGAAGGAAAACAAAGCGCAAAGAUGUGUGUUGUGUUCGAUGACACAUAUGAAGAAGACUAUACGCUAUACAUAUGUGUAUGGACCGGGGGACUUGAGUGGAAUGAACAGGUUGGCUUGGCGGAGUAUAAAGGCACGCGGCGGGUGGGCGGCAGCCAGAUGAGAGGCGAGGGAGUGCGACCCGUGGCAGUAACUGGAUGUCUGAGCUCAGACGACAAUGGUAGUCGUCGGCUGGCACACCGCGGCAGUUCCGGGCAGUGUGGGCCCCAAGGCGUAACGCAUAUCUUGGCUGCCAAGCUCCGUCACCUCACUCGAUGCUCGUCAUAAGUAUGCACCUCAGAACGCUACCGACAUUUGCUGGUACGUGUACACCUAAUCUCGAGCCACCCCCCCCCCCUUAUAGACGUUCCAGGUCCGUCUUGUCAGGUGUACCAAUGUAACCUUGCAGCGCA